Molecule: messenger RNA, 2316 nt
Organism: Nipponia nippon (crested ibis)
Lineage: Eukaryota; Metazoa; Chordata; Aves; Pelecaniformes; Threskiornithidae
Source: RefSeq, a predicted model, not a curated record
AUGUUGCACCUUGAGUACUUCUUGGUCCUCCGGGUUGAGUUUCCUGGAGACAAAGGCUGGACCUCGGUCCUGCCGGCAUUUGAUCAGGGCUGGCUCUCCUGCGGCGCUGGCGACUUCGUGGGCAUCUUGGGCGGCUGUUUUAGCUCAGUGCUGCAGUUUCCACCCAGUCAAUUGUUACCGGUUACAUCUCAGCGGGCUGCUGAGGAGACGCCUGGAGAGGAGCAGUACAUGGGUGAAGAAGGGACGGUGACACCCCCAGAUUAUGUCUACUUCGAAAAUUCUUCAAGUAACCCAUAUUUGAUACGAAGAAUAGAAGAGCUCAAUAAGACUGCCAAUGGAAAUGUGGAAGCAAAGGUGGUAUGUUUCUACAGAAGAAGAGACAUAUCAAGUACACUUAUUGUAUUGGCAGACAAACAUGCAAGAGAAAUGGAAGAAGAGAUGGAAAAUCCAGAAAUGGUUGAUUUACCAGAGAAACAGAAGCAUCAGCUACGACAUCGUGAGUUGUUUCUUUCACGACAGCUGGAGUCUCUGCCAGCCACACACAUUAGAGGCAAAUGCAGUGUUACUCUGUUAAAUGAGACAGAAUCCCUUAAAUCAUAUCUGGAACGGGAGGAUUUCUUCUUUUAUUCACUAGUAUAUGAUCCUCAACAAAAGACCCUACUCGCUGAUAAAGGAGAGAUUCGAGUUGGAAACAGAUACCAGGCAGAUAUAACAGACUUACUAAAAGAGGGUGAGGAUGAUGGAAGAGAUCAGUCAAAACUUGAAACAAAAGUUUGGGAAGCCUUUAACCCGCUAGUAGACAAGCAGAUAGACCAGUUCCUGGUGGUAGCACGAUCUGUUGGUACAUUUGCCCGUGCUCUAGAUUGCAGUAGUUCUGUCAGACAGCCAAGUUUGCACAUGAGUGCUGCAGCAGCCUCUAGGGACAUCACGCUGUUCCAUGCUAUGGACACUUUGCACAAAAAUGUCUAUGACAUUUCCAAGGCAAUCUCUGCGCUUGUGCCACAAGGUGGGCCGGUUCUGUGCAGAGAUGAGAUGGAGGAGUGGUCUGCUUCAGAGGCAAACCUCUUUGAGGAAGCACUAGAAAAAUAUGGAAAAGAUUUCACUGACAUUCAGCAAGAUUUUCUCCCAUGGAAGUCCUUAACAAGCAUAAUAGAAUAUUACUAUAUGUGGAAAACAAAAGACAGAUACGUUCAGCAAAAACGAUUGAAAGCAGCAGAAGCAGAAAGCAAGCUAAAACAAGUGUAUAUACCCAACUAUAACAAGCCAAACCCCAACCAGAUCAAUGUAAAUAAUGUCAAACCAGGAGUGGUAAAUGGUACUGGAGUACAGGCACAGAACACGGGAGCAGGACGGGCCUGUGAAAGCUGUUAUACCACACAGUCUUACCAGUGGUAUUCUUGGGGUCCCCCUAACAUGCAGUGUCGCCUCUGUGCAUCCUGUUGGACGUACUGGAAGAAAUACGGUGGCUUGAAAAUGCCAACACGGUUAGAUGGGGAGAGACCAGGACCAAACCGCAAUAAUUUGAGCCCUCAUGGUGUACCAGUACGAAACAGUGGGAGUCCCAAGUUUGCUAUGAAGACACGACAAGCUUUCUAUCUCCAUACAACAAAACUGACAAGAAUUGCCAGACGUUUAUGUCGAGAUAUCUUGCGCCCUUGGCAUGCUGCGAGACAUCCCUAUUUGCCUAUUAACAGCGCAGCAAUCAAAGCAGAAUGCACAGCACGUUUACCUGAGGCAUCAGAAAACCCAUUGCUAUUAAAGCAAGUGGUUCGAAAGCCUUUAGAAGCAGUCCUCCGGUAUUUAGAGUCUCAUCCGUGUCCUCCGAAACCAGAUCCUGCAAAGAGCUUGUCCAGUUCUCUCAACAAUCUGACUCCUGCUAAGUUUACGCCUGUCAUUAAUAAUGGGUCCCCAACUAUCCUGGGAAAAAGAAGUUAUGAACAACACAAUGGAAUGGAUGGCAACAUGAAGAAGCGCCUGUUGAUGCCUAGCAGGGGUCUGCCUAACCACGGACAAACCAGACAAAUGGGACCAAGCCGAAACUUGCUGCUCAAUGGGAAAUCAUACCCAACAAAAGUCCGAUUAAUUCGUGGUGGAUCCAUGCCUCCAGUGAAAAGGAGGAGGAUGAACUGGAUUGAUGCACCAGACGAUGUUUUUUACAUGGCCACUGAAGAAACCAGGAAAAUCCGCAAGCUGCUUUCCUCCUCCGAAGCCAAGCGAGCCGCCAGACGCCCUUACAAGCCUAUUAUCCUCCGGCCCAUCCAGGCAGUGCAGCUACGCCAGCCCAUGAAUGAUGAACCCAUAAUCAUUGAGGAUUAA